Molecule: messenger RNA, 1092 nt
Organism: Papaver somniferum (opium poppy)
Lineage: Eukaryota; Viridiplantae; Streptophyta; Magnoliopsida; Ranunculales; Papaveraceae
Product: peroxidase 27-like
Exons: 4
Coding region: 58-1032 (324 amino acids)
Biological process (GO): response to oxidative stress; hydrogen peroxide catabolic process
Cellular component (GO): plant-type cell wall; plasmodesma
Molecular function (GO): peroxidase activity; heme binding
Source: RefSeq, a predicted model, not a curated record
CAUUUCACUGCAUUCCAUUGAGGAGUUUUUACCUACCUCCUUGAGCAUCAAGCAGUCAUGGGUAGCACUCUAAAGUGUCUGUCACUUUUGGUUCUUGUUUUUCUUGUCAUAGACACAACUAACGGGCAGGGACUGAAAUUGGGUUUCUACGGAAAGUCAUGCCCCAAGGCAGAGUCUAUUAUUCACAAAACUGUGGCUAAAUAUGUUUCCUUUAAUCCUACAUUCCCUGCUGCGUUAUUGAGGAUGCAUUUCCAUGAUUGCUUCGUCAGGGGUUGUGAUGGUUCAGUUCUUCUUAAUUCGACAAGCACAAAUCAAACUGAAAAAGCCGCAAUUCCUAAUUUAUCCCUUAGAGGCUUCAAUAUUAUCGACGCUGCAAAGGCUGCAGUUGAAAAAGUGUGCCCCGGAGUUGUUUCAUGUGCAGAUAUUCUUGCAUUGUCUGCAAGAGAUUCAAUAUCUAUGAUUAAAGGACCGUGGUGGAAGGUACCCACUGGACGAAGAGAUGGACGAAUAUCUACUAUUGGAGAUGCUUUUAUCCAUCUACCACCACCAUUCUUCAAUGUCACUCAAUUGAAGGCAUCAUUUGCAUCAAAGGGGUUGAAUGCGAAAGACCUUGCAGUCUUAUCAGGUGGGCAUACAAUUGGUAUUGCCAAUUGUGCAGGAUUUUCACAAAGGUUGUACAACUUCACCGGCAAAGGAGAUUCAGACCCAGCACUGGACAGCAGAUAUAAACUACGAUUGAAGAGCAAAUGUAAGCCAAACGAUUUCGUGACUACAGCCGAGAUGGAUCCAGGAAGCUUCAAAACAUUCGACUCAAGUUACUACAAGCUUAUUGCUAAGAGAAGAGGAUUAUUUACAUCUGAUGCAACUCUUCUAGACGACCCUGUGACGAAGGCUUACGUUAGGAGUCAAGCAACAACCAACGGACCAACUUUCUUCAAGGAUUUUGCUGUGUCUAUGCAGAAAAUGAAUGCUAUUGAAGUUAUCACUGGUAAAGCCGGUGAAAUCAGGAAACACUGUGCCUUAAUCAACUAAGUAGCAUAUUUGUGACUCCUGAGAUGAUAUUGUUGUGAUAUGAUUUAACUAUUUUUGAAA